Molecule: messenger RNA, 1182 nt
Organism: Malus domestica (apple)
Lineage: Eukaryota; Viridiplantae; Streptophyta; Magnoliopsida; Rosales; Rosaceae
Product: transcription elongation factor TFIIS-like
Biological process (GO): DNA-templated transcription
Source: RefSeq, a predicted model, not a curated record
UCUCCCUUCCUCUCUCCCACUUUCUUAUGAAAUGGUAAAAGCCUGUGCCUUUGCACAGAAUCAUCACACACCUGCCAUGAACACGCCUCUCACUGCCAGCGACAGUAUGUCUUCAAGAGAAAUCGUACCAAUUUACAUACCAAACCGUACUCUUGAGAUGAACCAAGAGAUCUACUCACCACAUGAAACUGUCACGACAGAAGGACGGGAUCGUAUAAGGGACUGCAUUGCGCGAGCUUUGUCCCUCUUGUCUGAGGAAGAUUAUGAAAGAUAUAAGGUUUCUUUCAAGGCAUCUGACCCUUCUAAAGUUGCUGCUCAAGUGGAGGCUGCGCUGUUUCAAUUUGAACACUCGCCUCCCGAUGAUGACAAACCAUUGGAAGUAAAGCGUCCAGUUCUGUUAGAUACUCUUCGGCGCAACAAAGAUUUGCGCAGACAAGUUCUUUUUGGAGAGAUCACGCCAAAGAUGUUGCUCAACAUGCCCAUAGCCGAACUGCGGCAGAAGUACCCAGCAAACUCACGGCAAAUCUUGCUGCCUCCUUCCCGAGAGCGACGUGUUAUAAGGCUUUGUAUUGCCGGUGGUUUGUCCAAGGUGUCUGAGGAAGUUGAUGAACGAUAUAUGGAUUCUGUCAAUGCAUCUGACCCUUCUAAAGUUGGUGCUCAAGUGGAGGCUGCGCUGUUUAAGCACUGGGGUCCCGAUGAAACGAUGGAACCAGUGGCUUAUAGGUAUUCACUUCUAAUAACUCUUAUUAACAACCCUUGGAACAAAGAUUUGCGCAGACAAGUUCUUCUUGGGGAGAUCACGCCAGAGAUGUUGGCCAACAUGUCCCUAGCCGAAAUGCAACAGUUGAACACGUGGCCGGAGGACGACCCUGUUAUCUUGAUAUAAAACAACGACUGAUCAAGCCCCUGGAAUUAAGGCUGUGUGUUCUGGUAGGAAGUCUCUUCUUGGAGCUGCCUCUGUGUGCUUCUUUCGUGGUUGUUUUCCUCGCACUCGGUCAGACAAAUGUUUCGUCUUCUGAGUAUUUUGUCGUCCCUAGUAUAGUAUAUAUUUCGCUAUUAUGCUUUAUCAAGUGUUCUACUUUGCGUGUAAGGACAUUAUAUAUGCGUGUGUGUGUUGUGAAAUUUGGCAAAUGGAACCUGUUUUAGUGGAAAUUGAGAUUCGGGGGUUUUGCUUGUGUUUUU